This is a messenger RNA of Plasmopara halstedii, 1347 nucleotides long. Its product is annotated as Histone-fold. The transcript is spliced from 2 exons. Bases 1 to 1347 code for a protein of 448 amino acids. Gene Ontology annotation, molecular function: protein heterodimerization activity. The record is from RefSeq and is a predicted model, not a curated record. Lineage: Eukaryota; Oomycota; Peronosporomycetes; Peronosporales; Peronosporaceae.
AUGGAAUAUCGUGUGCGAAAGCGUGACGCAAACGGCACCGGUCGAUUGCCGCGAUCGCUUGAAGAGGCAAUUCCAGAUGCCGUUGUACGCCGCUUUCUUCUGCGCGCAGGCUUCCGCUCCAGUUCGGAUCGAGCUAACACGGAGGUUCGGCGUCACGUAAACGAAUUUUUUCACCGCAUUGUGGGCUGCAUGGUGGUCAUGAUGCAGCACGACAGGCGUCGUAGCUUUCGCCUUAUUGAUGUAAAGCGAGCAUGCGAGCACUUUGGUAUCCGUAUGUAUGGAUACGAUGACAUGUGCUUAUUGGCGGCAAGACGCUUUUGCGGACCAGAGGUCUUCCACGUGACAGAGCUUGUAGAGUGCAACUCACUCUACAGUCGCCCAGCGGGAACUUUUAAUGAACCAGAUACAGAACCUGGUGCGCAGUUUCAUAAAACUGAUUUUUUGGCAAAUUACACAUCGUGGAAAGAAGAAACAGGGGAUAUAGAUGACAAUGUAAGCGAACUCAGCGAGUGGGAAUUUUCCGAUAGCGACUCUGAGUCUCAAGGAAGUCAAAACAUGGACACAGGCACCUCACAGUCUUCGCAGCCGGAUGAAGAAAAGUUCAUGACGUCACUGCAAGCUGCACAACAGUUGGUGGAUGAGAAGCUUCUGCUAAAUAAUGAAGAUGAAGAUGCAGACUUUCAGCCUGGCCAGGGGUACUACUCAGACUAUGAUGAUGGCUUCGAACCCAAUUACAUGAAGAAACAAAGAGCUUAUGAUAAAAACGAAGAAGCUUUAUGGAUCCAGGUUGGGGAGCUCUAUGUGCUGCAGAACGACAGAGACAGUGACAUUGUCGAAAUGCAGGACUUUGUUAGUGGUCCUAAUUUCUAUGUUAUUUCACGCCAGGAGUAUAUUAGACUUUUUCGGUCAUUAAUGAGUCUCACUCUUAACAUGGGCGAGCUGCAGAUCAGUUCAGUUGCGCUCAGCGCCUUGCAUAAUGCAACUGAGCAAUGUUUACACCGCUCUCUCACGGAAGGCUCACUGCGAUACCAACUUGCUGCUAUUUUAAUGGAACAAGAGCAAAUGAACUAUACGAACCAACUGGAAAAGGAACUUCAGAUUCAGCACGAGAAGGUAAAUGAGCUUUGUGAAAUCAUUGCUGUUAACAAAGCUGCUGUCAAGGCUAAAGAAUUAGCGAUGCAGCGACAGAUCGAUCAGCUCACAAAACAAAUAUCAAGCAUUCAAGAAACUCAUCUGAAUGAUUCUACCUCUAAAAAGUUGCUUAAAAAGCGGAAAACUGGCAGUGCGCUGCGCUCAAGGUGUCAGAAUCAGUUGGGCACGAAGAAGGCGAAGAUCAGUCUCGUUUAA